CCACAAAAAUGCCGAUAAGAAAUUUUCAACAUGCCUCAAGCCUGGAAGGAGAUGGGUCUUCAUCUGGAAGAUUUAUGACGUCGGGUGGUGAAAACUGGAAGUCUCUGAAAGCUACAAGGCCGAUUACCCUUCUUUCGACCAGGAAGAUCAACAUCGGAACAUGGAAUGUGAGGACCAUGUAUGAGACAGGGAAGACAGCACAGGUAGCAACAGAGAUGAGAAAAUACAACUUGACCAUUUUAGGAAUCAGCGAGUCAGGAUGGACAAAGUCAAAGGCAAAGUACUUUAUUUACUGA
This is a messenger RNA of Paramuricea clavata, 296 nucleotides long. The record is from the annotation of a GenBank genome assembly. Lineage: Eukaryota; Metazoa; Cnidaria; Anthozoa; Malacalcyonacea; Plexauridae.